CUCAUUCAUUACCUACCUUACCUGUACUUGACGACGGUGGCGCGUUCCAUUUAAGCCAUACACUCUCGACAUCUCUCUUCAUACCUAAUCGACAAAAAGCGCAACGAAAUGGCACCUCCACCGUCAAUUGCCACGAAGCUCAAGGUCCAGCUCAAGCUGGCAAUCGCGCGACUGCGCAUGGUGCAGCAUCGCGACGAAUCCAUGUCCAAGACGCAACGGCGCGCCAUGGCGCAGCUCCUCGAGGUGGGCAAGAUCGACUCGGCGCGCAUCCGUGUCGAGAACAUCAUCCGGUCCGACAUCACGACCGAGCUGCACGAGAUACUGGAGCUGUACUGCGAGCUGCUCAUCGCGCGCGUGGGGCUCCUCGAGGGGUCGACAUGCGACCCGGGCCUGGAGGAGGCUGUCAAGAGCAUCAUCUACGCGGCGCCCAAGACGGAGAUCAAGGAACUCCAGGUGGUGCGGACGCUACUGGCCGAGAAGUACGGCAAGGAGUUCGUCAUGUCGGCGAUGGACAACGCCGACGGCAAGGUCUCGGAAAAGGUCGUCAAGAAGCUGAGCGUGACGCCGCCGAGAGAGGAGCUCGUGCAAGGGUAUCUGGAGGAGAUCGCCAAGGCGUACAACGUCGACUGGCCGAAGCGACCACACGCCGACGAACCGCCAGAUCUGCUGGCCGACGACGACGACGAUGACGGAGACAGUCCGAGCGGCGGCAUCGGUGUAAGAAUACCCGAAGGCCCGUUGGGUAACAGCACCAAGCUGGCCCAGGAGCAGGAGGAGCUAAGCAAGGCGACGCCGCCGAGGACGAUUGGGGGUCCCAGCAGUCCGCUGACCGUGACGCCGCCGAGGAUGACGACGGACAAUAUCCAUCCCAAGGUAACGCUGAACUCGCUGGAACUGAAGCCGAACAAGAAGAUGGACGCGGCGACGUCGCAGAAGAAGCCCAGUAUCAAGGGGCCGGGAGGCAGUGUGCCAGACAUCACCGAGCUGGAGAGGAGAUUUGCAGCUCUAAAGAGGUGAAAGUUGAUACCACAUAGGCCAGAGAUUGUGGGCCGUUUGGUUUCAGGAGACAGCAUACGUCGGGGUUGGGUGGUGUAGGGCAUGCGAUCUCUUCUUCUUUUCUUCAGUAUGGUCUAGGCAUGGCGUGGAAUUCAUUCGUAUGUCGUCUGCUUUGCUAC
Molecule: messenger RNA, 1175 nt
Organism: Colletotrichum destructivum
Lineage: Eukaryota; Fungi; Ascomycota; Sordariomycetes; Glomerellales; Glomerellaceae
Product: Putative vacuolar protein sorting-associated protein Ist1
Exons: 2
Coding region: 109-1017 (302 amino acids)
Biological process (GO): protein transport
Source: RefSeq, a predicted model, not a curated record